AUGCUAGGCAAAUAUUUUUUAGUCGACCUUAAUUCAAUCUCAUCUCUGAAGAAUGGACGGUCAAACUCAUGUUCUAGCACAAUGAGCUCAGGUGCACCUGGUAACGAUAGUUUCGCGAGUCAUGGCCAAUCCAAAGAUCAUACUCGAAGCCACAGCAAUAGCGAUAGGGAAAGCUAUGGGUCGGAGUUGUCCAAUAGCACUACUCCGGGGGCCACAGAAAACACUUAUUCACAAUCCAGAAGACGAGUCACUAGACGAAAACAUAGGAAUUCGAGGCUGGGGUGCAGCGAAUGCAAAAGACGACGCAUCAAGUGUGAUGAAACGUUGCCAGAAUGCCGCAACUGCGUAGGACGGCAGAAGAAGGGUGGUCAUGGGAACAAGCAAUGCUCUUAUUUGAGUCUGAAUGAAGAUGACAUUGAGAGCUUCAACAUCCAGAAGGAGCAGAACAGACUCUCAGAAAUGGAAUCCAUGAGUAGGACCAAUUCGGAAAGGUCUUUGACGGAAGAUGAGCCGUCAGAGAUCGUGAUGAUCGCGCACGACCGCGUGGAGCUACCGGAGUCCGUAUGGACUUCAGUUGCCGGUAUGGAAAGCUUGCGAGUUCCUAAAGUGCUUUAUUUGCAGCUGUUGCUGAACGCCAACCAAGACUGGAACCUGUCCUCAAAAGCUUUCGUAGCGUUAGCGAUCUACGGAACAAUCAACUCAGUAUCUCGAAAGAUCAAAAUCUCACGAAAGCGAAGUCGAGUGAGCACAGCUCAAUCACUGCUAUGCGAGCGCUCCGCUUUGCAAACUAUAGCGGUAAGAUAUAAAGGAGAGCUUCUGUCGUUUGUACGUCAGAUCAUAUCUAUGUUCUUGACCUCUGAGUCCGCGGCCAGCAACGAAUUCAUAGGCACCCGUCUUUUAAUCAGUAACGCAGCUUUGCAGUUCAUCCAGAUGUACAACAACCUGCAAUAUGAUGACAGUCACUACAUUGCCAUGGUAGAUAUGUGCAUGGAAAUAUAUCGAAAAAAUCGACCUGAAAACGUUGUGCGAGCUGUGCAAUUUUAUUGGAGCUGUAUGCCCCUCUACUUAUCCCUUUUGUACCACCCAGCCUAUUCCACAGAUCUAUUGUACGAAAUUUUGGAGGUAUUGAAAGAUUUCGAGCCCUUCAUAUCAGCUUCCGGUGACGAUCAUCUUGAGCUUCACUACGGAGAGCUUGUUGAUUAUGUGGAGUAUUUGGUAGGUCUUUUGCCUCUUGCUUCGGGGGUGAUGCCACUCCCGAUUGAUACGUUGUACGACAUAUAUCGACGGUGGAUAUUGAACGUACCUCCGGAAGCGUUUUGCAUAACAGGUUCAAUGUCUGGUGUUCAACGAGUCUUCUACACAUUUUAUCACUCAAUUCCUGCGUAUCUGAAUAACUUGUUUCCAGCUGGGUGUUACUUGCUCUCGCGUCCCUUUUAUGGACCAACAAGUUUCUAUCCCUUUACGCUAAAUGCGAUUUUUGAGAACCUUGAAAAUGAGCUUGGGCCUAUGGCAGAGUUCUCGAUACGCCUCCUGUCAUUCAUGGAAAGGCGACGCUAUAUGUUAUACAAUUUUUUCAGCGUCGAAGAUCCACUACGAGAAACGAUCUCUAAAAACAGAUUCGAAAGCCGGAGAGUACGAAAUUUGAAAGAGAAGUUCAUCGUUUCCCUGAGGAAUGAGCUCAUAUCGUGGGAUAAUUAUCCUGAUAUAGUUCCAUUCUAUGAAGAUGAACAAGAAACUGCCAAUGGUGAAGUUUUUCUCGCUGUUGCAAGAGAGCACGCGAUUCCCCAAUUAGAAAUGUGGAGGGGUAUAAAGUCAACUUUUAAUCAAGACAUUGAGGAGCCCAAGGAUUUAUCAGACGUAACAUUGAUAGACAGCAUACUCACGGGGAUGAAAAGUGAUGAUCCUUUUGCAUCGGUAGGCCGUAAAACGCCGCUGCCUAUGGUCAGUGUUGAAUAUUCUAACGACAAGGGAUACCACUUAACCGAUCGCGGUAUGUUCGACAACGACUGUGACCUCAGUUUGUUUUUCGAACAAAAACCUCCUGCAUUCCUAUCCGUUUUCCCAACAAUGGAAGAAGUUCAAAAAUACAAAACUGACAGAAAUAUAUUAAUGCGCGACUUGAAUAACAACUUGAUAUUUUAA
Lachancea nothofagi CBS 11611 is the source of this 2142-nucleotide messenger RNA. Lineage: Eukaryota; Fungi; Ascomycota; Saccharomycetes; Saccharomycetales; Saccharomycetaceae. The record is from the annotation of a GenBank genome assembly.